GAUGUCAUUCUCUGGCAUCCGCGGCAUUGCACAGCAUCCUGGUUGUGAAGAAGACAUUCUUCUGAUGACUGACAGUUUUUGAACUAUGGCAGAUUCAGUAGGAAAUUGGUGUCUCAUUGAAAGCGAUCCUGGCGUUUUCACAGAGUUGAUUAAGGAAUUUGGUGUCAAGGGAGCACAAGUGGAAGAAUUGUGGAGUUUGGACGAUGAACAAUUCGAUGAUUUAAAACCCAUACACGGACUAAUAUUUCUGUUUAAAUGGGUGCAAGAUGAUGAACUAUCUGGAAAUAUUGUUCAAGAUAGCAGAUUGGACAAAAUAUUUUUUGCCAAACAGGUAAUAAACAAUGCCUGUGCAACACAAGCAAUAUUGAGCGUCUUAUUAAAUUGUAAGCACUCAGAUAUAUCUUUAGGACCAAAUUUAGAAGAAUUCAAGAAUUUCUGUCAGAGCUUUGAUGCCAAUAUGCGAGGGCUUGCCCUUAGUAAUUCUGACAUCAUAAGAGAAGUACACAAUUCCUUUUCCAGGCAAACUCUGUUUGAAUAUGACUCCAAACAGGCGUCUAAGGACGAUGAUGUUUUUCAUUUUAUAAGUUAUGUUCCAAUUGAUGGACGUUUGUAUGAAUUAGAUGGAUUGAAGGACGGACCGAUCGACUUGGGUCCGUGUCCAAUAGGAGAGCAGUGGAUACAGGCAGCGAAACCUAUAAUUCAAAAGCGGAUAAACAAGUAUAACGAAGGCGAGAUUCAUUUCAAUUUAAUGGCUAUAGUAACAGAUAGAAAAACUUUAUAUGAAAGACAGAAGUCCACUGUUUCUGAUCCUGCGGAAUUAGAACGAUUGCAAGCAUUGAUCGAAGAGGAAAUAAGGAAAUCAAAGAGGUAUCAAAUAGAGAAUAUUAGAAGAAAGCACAAUUACUUGCCGCUUAUAAUGGAACUUCUAAAGAUGCUUGCCAAGGAAGGUAAGCUUGUGUCUUUGUACCAGAAGGCAAAAGAAAAGGCACUUGAAAAAGAGUCGAAGAAACACAAGGUUUAAGAAAAUCUACUUAAAAAGAAAGACAAGUUAGACAAAGGAACAAAAAUAACAUUUAAACAAAAUUUAUCCUGUUCGCUGCGAAUAAUAUCUAUUAUACAUCGA
This is a messenger RNA of Pseudomyrmex gracilis, 1123 nucleotides long. It is a transcript of the gene Uch-L5, whose product is annotated as ubiquitin carboxyl-terminal hydrolase isozyme L5. Gene Ontology annotation, cellular component: cytoplasm. Gene Ontology annotation, molecular function: cysteine-type deubiquitinase activity. Gene Ontology annotation, biological process: ubiquitin-dependent protein catabolic process; protein deubiquitination. Lineage: Eukaryota; Metazoa; Arthropoda; Insecta; Hymenoptera; Formicidae. The record is from RefSeq and is a predicted model, not a curated record. The transcript has 6 exons. The coding region runs from base 86 to 1021 and encodes 311 amino acids.